AUGGCGGAAACAAUCGCUCGACGGAGCAACAUGGCCAUAGGAGUGGUCAGGGGCUCUUUCUGUUCUGGCUACAAUCAAGGCGCAUCGGGAUCUGGCCUUAAUCCUGGGGGAUACGGGCCCUGCUACAAUGGAGCAGCGCCCAGCUAUGGGGGCAGAAGAAACUUUAAUCGCACCAAAGGCUCGCAAGGAGGCUACAACGGCUCGCAAGGAGGCUACAACGGCUCGCAAGGUGGCUACACCGGCUUCAACGACAAUCGGCCCGGUUACUUCCAAGGCUGGGGUGCGGGCAACGCCGGCUUCAAUUCCCACAACCGUCGCUACCUCGGUUUUUGCCAUUAG
Molecule: messenger RNA, 339 nt
Organism: Daphnia pulicaria
Lineage: Eukaryota; Metazoa; Arthropoda; Branchiopoda; Diplostraca; Daphniidae
Product: abscisic acid and environmental stress-inducible protein-like
Exons: 1
Coding region: 1-339 (112 amino acids)
Source: RefSeq, a predicted model, not a curated record